AUGCCAAACCUCCUACCAGUGCCCCUACCCCUGUCUCCCCAUCAUCCGAAACACCCAUCCCCCCGGAGACUAUUCCUAAGCCAUCGCCUAGUGAGCAAGGUUCGAUUCCUAUCGUCAAUUGAAUACAUCGACUCCUCCGAUGCUAAAGUAUGCGCAGAUUCUCAGACUCCUCCACCACCCCCACCCGCCCCGGCUCGUAAAACGGGACGUUUCCGAAGAUUCCUUCUCUACCUGAUUCUCACAUCUGGUUUCGCCUACGGUGGAGGUGUCUUCCUUGCCUUGAAGUCUGACAACUUCCAUGACUUCUUCACCGAAUACAUUCCGUACGGUGAAGAGGCCGUUCUUUACUUCGAGGAACGGGACUUCUAUCGUCGUUUCCCGAACACCCUGAAGGGCCAGGCCCGCAUCUCUGGACACAAGGAUGAGAGCAAGAAGGUUACAAUCCCAAGAGAGAGUGGCCUGACUUCGAAGGCUGCAGAGGAGCAGGGUUCUGGAAGCGAUCUUUCCCAAAAAGGGCCCCAUAUGAGUGCUGUCAAGGGUGACGAAGCCCAAAUCAAGACCGAGAGUGCUAAGCCUGAACAUAAGACUGCCGCCGUGGAGAAGGCGAAGAGUGACAAAGCCGCUAAGGAUCAGGCACCCAAGACCAGUGAUAAGAACGCCGAGGAACCUAGACAACCAGCACUGCCUGCCGUGACAACCUUGGAAUUUGCUCAGGUCAAUGAGGGAGAUGAAGCCAUUGUGCAAGAGUUGGUGAAGACUUUCAACGAUAUUAUCACUGUUAUUAGUGCCGAUGAGAACUCUGGCAAGUAUUCUACACCUGUCGCCAAAGCCAAGGAGGAGCUCCAGAAGAUUGGGGAGAAGAUCAUUGCCGUCAGAGAAGAAGCCCGUCGCGCAGCGCAGGAGGAGAUCACCAAAGCCCAUGCCACCUUCGACGAAUCUGCUCGCGAGCUUAUCCGCCGGUUUGAGGAGUGUCGCGCGGCUGAUGCUGCUCAGUUCCGGGAGGAGUUUGAGUCGGAGCGGGAGAAGCUGGCUUUUGCUUACCAAGAGAAGAUCCAGACUGAGCUGCAGAGAGCUCAAGAAGUUGCUGAACAGCGUCUUCAGAAUGAAUUGGUUGAACAAGCCAUUGAACUCAAUCGCAAGUACCUCCACGAAGUGAAGGAUCUUGUUGAGCGAGAGCGUGAGGGCCGUCUUAGCAAGCUUAACGAACUGACCGCCAACGUUAGCGAGCUGGAAAAGCUUACUAGCAGUUGGAAGGACGUGAUCGAUACUAACCUGAAGACCCAGCAACUUCAAGUCGCUGUGGAUGCAGUCCGCUCCGUCCUUGAGCGCUCUUCGACCCCUCGUCCAUUUGUUCGGGAGCUUGUUGCUGUGAAGGAACUGGCUGCCGAUGACCCUGUGGUUGAGGCUGCGAUUGCAUCUAUCAACCCUACAGCAUACCAGCGUGGCAUUCCCUCGAAGUCUCAGAUCAUUGAACGUUUCCGCCGCGUCGCUGAUGAGGUUCGCAAGGCAAGCCUUCUGCCUGAGGAUGCGGGCAUUGCUAGCCACGCUGCCAGCCUCGUCUUGAGCAAGGUCAUGUUCAAGAAGGACCCUGUCGCCCACAGCGAUGAUGUUGAGAGUGUUCUUGUUCGCACUGAAAGCCUCCUGGAAAAGGGCGACCUUGAUGCCGCUGCACGUGAGAUGAACAGUCUGAAGGGGUGGGCAAAGAUUUUGAGCAAGGAUUGGCUCGGAGACGUGCGCAGGGUCCUGGAAGUGAAGCAAGCACUAGAGGUAUGGUUCCUAAACACAAAGUCACUUCUCGUCAACAAUUCCAAGCUAACUCAUUGA
This is a messenger RNA of Aspergillus oryzae RIB40, 1824 nucleotides long. RefSeq names its product MICOS complex subunit MIC60. The transcript has a single exon. Gene Ontology annotation, cellular component: MICOS complex. Bases 1 to 1824 code for a protein of 607 amino acids. The record is from RefSeq and is a predicted model, not a curated record. NCBI's taxonomy places the organism in Eukaryota, Fungi, Ascomycota, Eurotiomycetes, Eurotiales, Aspergillaceae. Gene Ontology annotation, biological process: cristae formation.